CUGCUAAAGUACCGGGCGGGAUUUCCGCAAUACGUUCAGUAUGGCGAAGACCUACGAUUAUUUGUUUAAACUGCUGUUAAUCGGGGAUUCCGGAGUCGGGAAGACCUGUGUGCUGUUCAGAUUCUCAGAGGAUGCCUUUAACUCGACAUUUAUCUCGACGAUAGGUAUCGAUUUCAAGAUCAGGACAAUAGAACUAGAUGGCAAGAAGAUAAAGUUACAGAUAUGGGACACGGCAGGACAGGAACGAUUUCGGACGAUCACGACAGCAUAUUACAGAGGUGCAAUGGGUAUUAUGCUGGUUUAUGAUAUCACCAAUGAGAAGUCAUUUGACAACAUCAAAAACUGGAUCCGAAACAUAGAGGAGCAUGCAUCAGCUGAUGUGGAAAAGAUGAUUUUGGGGAACAAAUGUGACAUUAAUGAGAAGAGGCAGGUGUCUAAAGACAGAGGCGAGAAGCUGGCGUUAGAGUACGGCAUCAAGUUCAUGGAGACAAGUGCAAAGGCUAAUAUCAACGUUGAGAAUGCUUUCUUAACACUCGCCAGAGACAUAAAAGCAAAGAUGGACACAAAAUUGGAGGGAAACAAUCCUCAGGGCAGCAACCACGGUGUGAAAAUUACCACUGAACAGCCGAAAAAGAGCAGCUUCUUUCGCUGUGUGCUACUGUGAAGACCAAGGCCUUACUGUCCACCGUUCACGGGCUGGACAUGACUGGACUAUGCUCUCCCUCUUAGCACUCCUCCUUCCUCUUUUAUCCCAUCUCUCCUUCUCUGUCGCUCUACUUCCAGCCCUCGGGCAGUCAGAGUUGCUGGCUCCUCUUAUCCUCUUCCAUUGACAGAUUAGUGAUGCCGCUUCCUCUCGCUUAUGACUCUUCCAUGGCAAAAAAAACCGUGGUGGGAAAGUGUCAAGUCAAGGUUGACGAACUGGGUGCUGACGCAUCUUUUGCAGUCGUUCCACCAUCUAAAAGAGACCUCCAUCUUUCUUUCAUUCGCUCGUUUUUUGAGCACACAACUGCCAAAAUACAUCCAUUCCUUCAUGGCGACCUGGAAGUUGAUGCGAUUCUGGGUCUGACCGCUGAGCGUGAGCUGAUAUUGAGCCAAUUUGAGAGUUACAUGGGACGUUUUCUAUCAUUCCAUUUUAUUUUUCGGCCCUCAUGCAUUCUGUGACAAUCACACAACCUUUUUGUAAUUAGAGAAGUAUUAUAAGCCACCUAUUAGAUGCAUCAUUUCUUUCUUUCCUUUAAGUGCUGUUUUUGACCCCUUUUUAUGGUCACUAAUCUUUGACUUGUUACUCAAAAUUGGCGCAGUUUCAGAGAUAAAACAAUGGUAGAAUCAGCUUUUUUUAAUUAUUAUUAUUCAUCAAGACAUGUUAAUC
Molecule: messenger RNA, 1369 nt
Organism: Danio rerio (zebrafish)
Lineage: Eukaryota; Metazoa; Chordata; Actinopteri; Cypriniformes; Danionidae
Gene: rab8a
Product: RAB8A, member RAS oncogene family
Cellular component (GO): cytoplasm; cytoplasmic vesicle membrane; phagocytic vesicle membrane
Molecular function (GO): GTP binding; G protein activity; GTPase activity
Source: RefSeq, marked validated